AAAAUGAUUUUCCUUCUCAGCGUGUAAAAGUAGACAACCUUGGAUCUGUUCCGAAGAAAAUUUCUAUUCGCUCUCGAAACUGCGUAUUUCUCAGCAAUUAAUUGUGACGAUCGAGUUGCUGUACGGUGGGUUUCUGCUUGCGGAGUAAAUUUGCAAUCAUUUGAUCGCCGUAGACGCCCGUCACAGCAAACUAAUUUGUGUCAAUUGAAUUGCGACAUCGCACAAUCAGUGGGCUGCUCUUGUGACGUCGUCAUCCGUAGAAAUAUUCCGCGAACCGGUGUGGGGUGGUGUGGGUGCCUCUCACUGAUUGGGGUGACAAAUCGGUCAUCAUAAGGAAUAUCUGCAGAGAAGAUACAGUGAAUAUCUAGCAAGCAAGAGCACACAAAGUGUCGUCGCGAAUUCGUCAGCUCAAAAACGUUGUGUAAUUAGUCUAUUUGCAUUUUCACGUGAUCAUAUUGUCGUAAAUCAUCGGGUGUGGUUGCGGUGGUAGCAAACAUAUGAUUUGAAUCGGAUAAUGAACCACCUACAAAUAUCCACCGAUCCCACUUUGCUGGGGGCGGAUCUACCGGAGUCUCUAACGACUUCGCCAUCGGUGUCGACGUUCCUCCCGGAAGAGGACGCGUCCACAUGUUUAUUACUGCCAGAGACACCCAGCCCUCCGCUAGAUUUUACGCAUCCGCUGACGCCCAGCAUGGGGAAUGUGGAAAACUGUGAAAAUGUCGCUGGUGAUGAUCCUGCUGCAGAGACAAGCUCGUCUGGUAGUUCUGGCAUUGGGAUAGUGGGAGGUUGCACCAGUGCUGCUGGCAAUUUGUUCAACAAUCACAACGAAUAUCAACAUUUGCGAAAGAAGAGCGACGGAAAAAUACAGGAAAAUGGAAUGCUGAAUGGAACACUCAAUAUUGCUCUCACCAAGGACAUGCCAAACUUCGUACACUGGGACUGGCCGCUGAUUCGGAAAUGUACGUUCUUUGUCUUUCUCGCCGGAAUCAUCGCCAUGGUGGCCAUUGUGGUGACGAUGAUCGCCACGCUACCCAAGUCUUGCAACCCAUCUGUGGCCUGGUACAAAGGAUCCGUUUUCUACGAAGUUUUUCCCGCCAGCUUUCAGGAUACCAACGACGAUGGUUUGGGAGACAUCCGAGGCCUUAUCGGACGGGCUGAUUAUUUCAAAAAUCUUGGUGUGGGAGCCGUCCGGUUGAACUCAAUUUUCCCUUCAGCGCAUUAUCCGGAUCGCUUCGAGGAAGUUACAUCUUUAACGGCAGUCGAUGAGGUGCUGGGAAAGGUGGAAGAUUUGCAGAAGCUUGCAGCCGUGCUGCAUGAACGGAAUAUAUCAUUGAUUUUGGAUUUGCCGAUUUAUCCCUUUGUGAAUCAUCUGAAUCCUCCGAUAUUGGACGUAGACCAUUUGCCAAACCGAACAUCGAGUGAUGUUCCGACGAGUGAGUUUUUACGGCUAGCAAGGUCGGCGAAUCCGGAACAAGAAAAUACUAUAACAAGCGUAUUGAUGUUCUGGUUGGCGAAGGGUGGAGUGGAUGGUUUUUAUAUCAAAGGUUUGGAACACUUUUCCGAAGAUCCUUUGCUGCUGGAGAAUAUUAAAGAAUGGAAGUACACCCUCGGAGGCGACCGAAUUUUAAUGGUUAGCAAAAAUUUCAUUGAUCAUGUUCCGGAAACAAUCGUUCGAGAUGUGCUGAAUCAAGUAGACUUAGUUGAUGUUUUGUUGGAUGUGGCAAAUGGAACGGAAGCGAUCGCUAGCACAGUUCGUGAUGCUAUCGAUGGAACAUUGCUUAAAGGAGCUGAACAUCCAUGGAUUCAUUGGAGUUUGGGUGGAGUCAAUCAAAGACGCUUGUCAUCUGGAAUGAAUUCGAACGUGACACUUGCGGCAACUUUGAUGCAGUUAAUGCUACCAGGAACAUCGAGCAUUUUCUACGGAGAUGAAAUCGCUUUGGAAGAGGCGUAUGAUCCAAACGGAGACCAUAGCGAAACACAACACUUGCAUCAUCUACCUGCGAUGAGUUGGAGUGAAAAUCAAAAUCAAUUUACAGGACGAGGGACGCUGCCAUGGUUGCCCAAAAGUGCAUCAGCAUCCUAUCACCAUUUAGAUAUUGUAUUAAAGUUGAUUGCGCUGAGGAAGAGUUCACCGUCGAUAUAUCUGAACUCGGUUGCCAAAGAAAACCAGAAUCUUCCAAAUGCUGAGGUCAAGUCAAGUAGGAAUGACAUUCUUGUUAUACAACGAUGGUACCCGAGGAGAAAUUCAUUUGCAUCCAUUACCAAUUUCGGCUCGAAAAAUGUUUCCCUGGACUUGACUGCUAUGUUCUACAGUGGAGAAGUUGUGGCUGGAGCAUCUAUGGUGCAGGAACGAGUCUAUUUCCAACAGUUCAACGUUAAAAGUUUGGAGACUGUAGUUGUGAGAUUACACAAAUAGAAGAACAGAACAGCCAUAUAGAGCUUGUUUUAUAUUCAUUUUGGAUUUUAUUUUAUGGAUUUUUUCUUAUAAAGAAGAAAAUUCAAAUAGUGUCUAACCUAAUAGUAGCUUAACAUGCUUACCUGUUCUGUACAUAGUCAACCUUAGCUGUGUUGUGUUGAGUAGAGAGAAUGUUAAUAAAAAAACUAUUAAAAAUA
Messenger RNA from Armigeres subalbatus, 2613 nucleotides. Its product is annotated as amino acid transporter heavy chain SLC3A1-like. Lineage: Eukaryota; Metazoa; Arthropoda; Insecta; Diptera; Culicidae. Gene Ontology annotation, biological process: carbohydrate metabolic process. Bases 515 to 2416 code for a protein of 633 amino acids. The record is from RefSeq and is a predicted model, not a curated record. The transcript is spliced from 2 exons.